GGGUGAGUAACCUCGUAAAAACGCGCUUGUGCCUAAAUUGUCCAUUCCGCAUCAGGAUUAUGGGUUAGGGUCCCACUCUAAGGGCGAAUGUAUAAAAGGUUACAGCGCCUGCGGAGAGCCGAGAUUCAGUUCCUGGUCCUGGAACUAAGAUCCCAGGAGCCGGCCGAAAAAAUAAAAACGCUUACAGCCGCUGAGGUACUCAAAAGUUCGGAUUAGAGUCCCAGGCCCUUAACUUGGUCAGUGUCUGAUUGUUUCAUGUGUUAGGAAUUGGCUAGUAGGGUUAAAUUGGAUGGUCACUGAAAAACUUUAUUGAAUCUGUAUUCUGCCAUUUUGCUGUGGUCAUCCUGAAAAAAAAAAAACAAAAAAACAAAAAACAAAAAAAAACCCUUCUAAAAUGGGGAAUGGUAACAGCGUACCUGACAACACUCCCUUGAAAAGUGUUUUUCAAAGUUGGUCAAGGGUUAGCUCUAAGCCGAUGAAAAAGAAGAAAAUGCUUUACUUGUGUAACACUGUCUGGCCCAAAUACCAGCUGGAGUCAGGGGAAAAAUGGCCCCAGAAUGGGUCUUUGAACUAUAAUACUAUUUUACAAUUAGACUCGUUUUGUAAGAGACAGAAAAAAUGGGAAGAAAUCCAGUAUGUAGAAUCAUUUAUGACUUUAUAUAAGAGGAGAAAUUGGUAUAAGGAAAUUAAUGAAAACACGAUCACGAUGGGUCAGAGCCAAGACUCUCAGAAAAAGUCUCUUUUACCUGAGUCAGAGUCAAAUGAUGGUCUAGUCCCUUCAUCGCCAGCUGUUGCAGUAGCCGGACGGUCUGCCCCUCCCUCAGCGCCUGGUCCCUCAGCGCCUGGUCCCUCAGCGCCUCCUCCAGUAGCCCGUCCCUCAGCGCCUGGUCCCUCAGCGCCUGGUCCCUCAGCGCCUGCUCCAUUAGCUCGUCCCUCACCGCCUCGUCCCUCACUGCCUCGUCCCUCACUGCCUCGUCCCUCACCGCCUCCUCCAGUAGCCCGUCCCUCAGCGCCUGGUCCCUCACCACCUCCUUCAGUAGCUCCUUCCUCGGUGGCCCCUCCCUCGGUACCCCCUCCCUCGCCACCUCUUGUGAUAGCCCCUUCGUCCACACCUCUGGUGGUUCCCUCGACUUGUGAAGCGGGCCUUCCUGCAGGCAGUGCCAAGGCGUCUACCAGUCUUCCUCGGGCUGCUGGUCCGGCUCUGUACUCACCCUUAGCAGAUGAUCACGAAGGCACGGUCUCCCUUCUCUGUCCCCAUCAGGGUACUCAGUUUGGCCCAGCGAACACUCUACCUCAGACAAAGCAAUUUCUGUUAAGGCAGGUCCCAGCUGGCUUAGAUGACCAAUGCCAAUCCAGAGCAUGUGGAGUGACGCAUCAUGGUUUAUCAGUAAUAGAUUUAUUUAAUUAUAAAGCUAAAAUGCCGUCUUAUCAGGAUGAUCCCAGGAAGAUGGAACGUCUCUUUAAAGGCAUUUUUGCUGUUUAUCAUCCUAAUUGGGCUGCCAUACAGGUCCUCAUGAAUAGCCUCCUCAGUCCAGAGGAGCGCAGCAUGGUAUUAGAGAAGGCCCGUCAGGAAGCUGAAAGGCUCCGUGAGAUACACCCAGAGAGUCCAAUCAGAACUUCAGCAGAGCAGGCUCUUCCUAGAGCUGAACCAGGAUGGGAUCCCAGUGAUCCAGAAGAUCAAGCAAGGCUGGAUCAUUAUAAAGAUUGUUUAAUGAUUGGACUGCAAAAGGGGGCAAACAACUUCAAGAGGGUCCAGAAUGUAAGGCAAGGGCAGGAGGAGUGCCCAUACACCUUUCUUGAAAGGCUUCAUGAGGCUUUCCAAAAAUAUACUGAUAUUGAUCCCGAACACCCAAAUAAUAUGGGACUGGUCAAUUUAACCUUUAUCAGUCAGAGUGUCCCAGAUAUAAGAAGAAAACUACAGCAACUGGAAGAGGGACCGUGGCUGCCAACGUCUCAGUUGCUUGAGGUUGCUCUUGAAGUGUUCAGAGGCCUACUCAAAAUUCGAGAAAAGCAGGAGCAGUGCAUCUUGAGGAAGGCUGCUCUGCUCAGCCUUAACCACUCAAGACCCAGCAGGACAUCUGCAAGAAAGAACAAAUGGCCACUGGUAAGACCCCAGGGACCUCCAAAACCCAACCGGAAAGGUCAUCCAUUUGUUGGGCCACAACAGUGUGCCUUUUGUAAACAGGAAGGACAUUGGAAACGGGAGUGUCCCCAAAACAGAUGGGGCCCCCUCUCCUCCAAGACAACGUCCAUCAAUGGUGUAUUUGGGGAAGUUGCUCAGAAACCUUUUCUACAGCAGCUCCAAUGUCACAUAGAGAAAACAUCUAUAAAGUACAACUUUAUGUAUGAGUUUGAAUGUCAUAGUCCCUCAUCAGGGCAAGAGGUACUAACAAAUUUAAAUGACCGAGUGGGUUACUCAGCAGAAAAAGUAGACACCAGAGUACUCCCAGGUCAAAUUUUCACCCUCCAAGCUGCACCAUUACAAUUGGGAGACAAGACUCCAUCAGAUGUCCCUGAAGAAAUUUUACAAAAGAUAAGAGCAGACGUUUGGGCUGAUGGGACGCCAGGAAGAGCCAAGACAGCUGACCCAGUAGUAGUAAAACUCCGUCCAGGUGCCCAGGUUCCAAAUUUAAAGCAGCCUCCUUUGAAAAGGCAUGUCAAGGAAGGUAUAAAGCCUCUGAUAAACACCUUUCUUAAAUACCAAUUAAUUCGACCAUGUCAGUCCCCAUAUAACACUCCUAUCUUGCCAGUACAAAAACCUGGGACUGGAGAGUAUCUUUUUGUGCAGAAUUUGAGAGCUAUCAACCAAAUUGUAGAGGAUAUACAUUCAGUGAUGCCCAAUCCAGAUUUCUCUGGAGACUUUUCCUGGUUUACAGUUCUGAACUUAAAAGAUGCCUUUUAUUGCAUACCCCUCAGUCCUGAGUCCCAGAAACUGUUUGCAUUUGAGUGGGAUGAUCCAGAGACAAACAUAAAGCAGCAGUAUUGCUGGACGGUCCUUCCACUGGGAUUUAAAAAUGCCACCACCAUCUUUGUGGAGGCCUUUCUGAAGGACUUGAAGGAUCUCCAAUUAAAUGAAGGAAUCUUACUCCAGUAUGUGGGUAAUAUACUAAUUGCUAGUAAAACUAAGGAAGCUUCAGACCAAAAUACAGUCCUCACUUUAAACUUUUUGGCGGACCGGGGAUAUAAAGUCUCCAAAGAAAAGGUACAAAUUUCUCAACCAACUGUAAAGUAUCUAGGAGUUGAGUUGUCAAAAGGACAGAGAAAUCUGUUGCCAGAUCGAAGGGAAGCAAUAGCUGGGGUGAAUGUACCCACCACCAAAAAGCAACUGAAAAGAUUCUUAGGAAAGGCUGGGUUUUGUCGUAUUUGGAUUCCUAACUUUGGACUCAUAGUCAAACCUCUAUAUGAGGCUCUCAAAAGAAGUGUCAAUGAGCCAUUAAACUGGACUGCUGAAUGCCUUGAGUCAUUCCAUACCAUCAAGGAGAAAAUUUCAACAGCCCCAGCCCUUGGUCUCCCAGACAUUAAAAAGCCAUUUGACCUUUUUGUGCAUGAAAGACAGGGUGUGAGUCUUGGAGUGCUAACUCAAAAUUUAGAUACUGCCAGAAGGCCAGUAGCUUACCUUUCCAAACAAUUGGAUAUUGUAAGUCAAAGAUGGCCAGUUUGCUUCCGGGCUGUGGCUGCAACCUGUGACCUUUUACAAGAAGCUGAAAAGUUCACUGCGGGCAGUCCUACUAGUGUGCACACUCCGCACCGCGUGCAACCUUUACUUGAACAAAAGGGCAGAUAUUUGCUUACUUCAAAGAGGCUAGGAAAAUACCGAGCCAUCCUAUUUGACAAACCAAAUGUAACAUUAAAGGAGGUAUCUGCUUUAAACCCAGCCACUCUGCUCCCCAGUGCAACAGAAGAACCUGUUCACGAUUGUAUACAAAUAACUGAAGAACAGUAUCCCAGACCUGACCUGACUGAUCAGUUUUCAGAAAUGGUUCUAGAGAGAGGUGAUGAAAGGGGAUUUUAUGUUGACUUUUGAGACUUAGAUGAUGAUGAGUAACAAACAAAGAAGGCUGGAUAUAUAAUGAACAGGAACUAGUGCUUAGACUGCAGCAUUUAAUGGGAAGACUUAUGCUCAACUACAUCAAGGAACCCAUUAUAGGAAGGAUACAACCUAUCAUUGUCUACAAAAGUUUAUUGUUAGUCCAUAAAUGCAAAGGACCAUUCAAAAGGUAAUACAAAACCGCCUGAUUUGCACCGGAAACAACCCUAAAACUGGGCCACCUUCAACAGAACUAGGAGGUGAUUGGCAAAUAGACUUGACUGUUAGGCCAAGAGCCAUGGGACAUUAUAGAUGUUUGCUGGUAUUUGUGGACACCUUCACAGAAUGGGGUGAAGAUUUUCCACGCCAGAGAGAGCUUCCUAGGUAAAAAGGCCUUACUGAAAGAAACUAGCCCUCAUUUUGGGUUACCUCUUUCAAUUCAAAGUGACAGCGGAGGAGAUAUCAUAGCUGGGGUAACUCAAGGGUCUACGGGGCCCUUGGGCUACAGUAGAAGUUACAUGCUUGAUGGAGCCCUCAAAGUACGUCAGGAAGCCAACUUCACUUGAGAUGAGGUCUUAACAGUUGCCUUUUUGAGAAGGGUUAGAAUGGCCCCUAGAAGUGAGGGCCGCUUGAGCCCUUAUGAACUGUUAUAUGGGAGACCCUUCCUUCAGACCAUUAUUGCAGUCUUGAAAGUGAUCACGUUGUUAAAAGGAUUAGAUAGUAUAAAAUGUGUACAAUUUCUUGGUGCUGUCUUAUUCUCUAGUUGAUUAAUGUUUCCUACAGACAUUCCUUUGCAAUGCAGAAGCCCAGGGAAUUGGGUCCUCCUGAAACUUGGAAUCAUUACUUCGUUGAAGAUCAACUGCAGCCCAAGUGGAUAGACCCUAUGAAGUUCUUCUGUUUACACAUUCUUCAGUAGAGCUAAAAAGAGUUAAACCUUGGGUAUACCACUCCUGAGUAAAAAUAGUACCCAUUUCUAACCAGCAGCUCCCCGUCCCCUUUACAGUUCUCAAACAGGGCACAUUCUUUAUGGACAGGAGAAAGUAAGCGUACCAGCCUUCUUAAUACUGGUGGGUCCUGGAAACCCAUCACUGAUUUCUUGACCCCUGAUUACACUUGUGAACCCUUAACUGACCUUAAGUUACUUUUCAUAUAGAAAUAGGACAGCUAAGACUCCACCUGGCCAGGAAGAGAUGAGGACAUCUUCAAAGUAGACAGCUUCUGCUCAGAAGUCUGGUCCAGGCCUAUAUAAAUAAACAUUCAAUCACUAAAAAUGUUUAAAAUAA
Molecule: messenger RNA, 5310 nt
Organism: Bubalus bubalis (water buffalo)
Lineage: Eukaryota; Metazoa; Chordata; Mammalia; Artiodactyla; Bovidae
Exons: 2
Coding region: 395-4024 (1209 amino acids)
Biological process (GO): virion assembly
Molecular function (GO): zinc ion binding; nucleic acid binding
Source: RefSeq, a predicted model, not a curated record